UAUUUUGCAUGUUGCUGAGCCAGCGUCCAUGUUAGCUGGAAAUGAAUGUUUUGGUGUUUGGAAAUGUCCCAACUGUUCAAUUUUAGCUGAGUAAUAAUGAUUUCAAGAUAUAGCCCUACUCUGCAGGAUUUUCCUUCAGACUCACACAGAGGUGACCCUCUCAGUCAUCACGUAUGACUCACUAGAAGUGUGUGGGAGUGUAUUUUCCUGCAGAGACUCUGCCCUCUGCCUGGGUUUUUUCACUUUCUGUGCUCAGGACAUUUAUGGGUGUGUAACCCCACCAUACUCAGGUGAUGCCAGGGCUUGAUAAAAAGGUAGUGACCACGUGUCAGACUGUAAUCAGCAGGUCUCCAAACAGGAGAGUGAAUUUGGCAAUAGUACUUUCAGUUUCGGUUACCACAAACAAUAACCCCCGCCCCCCCCCCCAAACUCACACAAACGCAGACGCACAUGCCCUUGGGUUCCUCCCUUAUAGUCACAUGAUAUUCAUAGUCUGCCCUACCUCUUGCAGUCGUCUUGAACACGUCGCGUCCUCCUGUAAAACUUCUGAAUGAGCUAUUGAUCAUCAGUCUGCCUCGAGCUGCUCCUUGAGCCAUGAAACCAAUGUCGGACACUGAAUUAAUAGUUUUCCAAACCGCUUAUAGAUUUACAAGAGCUCUGUGUCGGUGUUUUUGCGUCUUUGCCAUGCCUGGACGUCUUUUCCUGGUCGCCGCCCUGCUGUCUUGUUGCGCAGGAGACGUCCAGAAGGUGAGUGCACCAGUGAAGAUCCUGACCUUUACUGGCCAAACGGUCAUCCUGCCCUGCCACAUCAAUGUCAAUAAUGGUGACUUCCCAACAGUGGAGUGGUUCCACAGAAGUACGGAUCAAAAGAUCGCCCUCGUGUACCGGCAGGGCUGUGAGACCUUUGCGGAGAAGGACCCGGCCUUCCACUUCAGGACAAACCUCUUCAUGAAUGAGCUGAAAAAUGGGAACAUCUCGUUGAGGCUUUCCAACGUGCAGCUCUCUGAUGCAGGAACAUUCAUAUGCAAGAUAAUCUGGAGUGCGCCCCAGGAGAUCGUUAGAAUAGAGCUUGUUGUUGCUGCAGUUUCGAGCCAAAACUCUCAAUGGUUUUAG
Molecule: messenger RNA, 1113 nt
Organism: Epinephelus fuscoguttatus (brown-marbled grouper)
Lineage: Eukaryota; Metazoa; Chordata; Actinopteri; Perciformes; Serranidae
Product: myelin-oligodendrocyte glycoprotein-like
Exons: 3
Coding region: 595-1113 (172 amino acids)
Biological process (GO): T cell costimulation; cell surface receptor signaling pathway; immune response
Cellular component (GO): external side of plasma membrane
Source: RefSeq, a predicted model, not a curated record